GAACUAUCCAAACAAGGCAUAGAGUACUGUUCUCUUUCACGCCCUUCUUUCUUUUUUCCCCGCGAUUUGCUACGUUUUCUCACCGUCGUCAUCAGAUGCCGCUGCAAAUUGCUUUGUGACCUAAGAUCAAAGAAAGAAAAAAGAAUUUGUAAAAUGUCUUAAUAUAGUAACCUGCGGAACCGAAAUACCUCGAAAAAGGCGAUCUCCGUUUCAUAUAUAUUUAUUAUUUUUUUAUUUUCUAUUCCCAGUUCUUAACCCUCCUGAAUUAUACCCAUCUGUCUGAAUUUUUCCUCUUUUCUUGAGGCGUUUUGUAAUCCCUGUUUGGCUGGUGAGGCGGGGGUGAGGAUCAAUUCACACUAUUGUGGAUCAAAAGGCAGUGAGACGAAUUCCGCUCGGAUUACACACCUCUAGUUGGGCUUGAACUGACCGAUAAUUUAUAUGAUGAAUAUGUUUGGACCUGGAUAUUGGGACGGGAUCGCCAAUGGAGCAAGCUGCCAUGACAAGUUUCACGACUUGCUCAGUUUUCUGGAUUUUCCAAUGGAGAGUUUGGAGGGAGAAGACUCUGUUGAAGGUUGGGAUUCUAUCCCUUCUGAUGAUUCGUUACUACUAGACUUGCAUCCUUUUCCCCACCCAUAUGCUUGCAAUGGUUCAUUGGAUGCAGUGGUCAAGUUAGAGGCUUCUGUGGACAGAAUCUCCCAGCAAAAUCAGGUGCUUAAUUAUGGCGAAAACCCUUCUGGUGCUGCAGCAGCCCUUCUCACAAAGACAUCAGAUAAAGAUAUCUUGUCCAUAAAACCUGACUUUAUCGUCCCUGUACGUAGGCGGUCAAAGCGCACCCGUUCCCUAAAUGUCAAUCCAUGGCUUUUGAUGUCUCCCAUGCUUUCUACUAAUACAACUCCAUCCAAAAGCACUCCCGUAUUUACCUGGGUCCAAACGAACCCUUCAACUCCUGAAAAGAAGAGACGAAGAGAGCCGGUGCAGAAAUCAGUUCCCAGCCCGCAGGAGAAUGGUUGGGUUAAACGAUGCAUGCAUUGUGAAAUUACAAAGACGCCCCAGUGGAGGGAGGGACCGUUGGGUCCAAAAACACUAUGCAAUGCUUGUGGGGUCCGUUACCGUUCCGGACGGUUGUUUCCCGAGUACCGACCGGCCGCUAGUCCGACGUUUGUUCCGUCUGUGCACUCAAACCUUCACAGGGAAGUCAUUAGAAAGAGAGCAAAAACAGUCCACAGAGAAAACCAAGUUCAGCAUGGCAUUGGUGAAUGACACCUCCAAUAAUGUCUUUGCCAGAAAUUGUCAUGAGGUAUGUUUGUUUCGUCUCAUAUAGUUUUAGACCUGAAAAAAAAAACAAUAAAGUAAAUUAUGUAAUGGUAUCAUUCUCAGGGUUUGUUUUUAUUGUAAUUGUUGCAUUUUUUAUUGAUGUAACCCUAGAUUUGUUAGAAGGAUAAUUCUUUUUUUUAGUGUAACUGAAACCCAAUUUUUUAAUACCGGACUGUGUUAAGUAUAUUCAGUCAUAUUCCUAGGAAUUGAACUUCCGAAACUUUUAAAAUGAUAAAUUUUGAUGUAUUUG
Cuscuta campestris is the source of this 1564-nucleotide messenger RNA. The record is from the annotation of a GenBank genome assembly. NCBI's taxonomy places the organism in Eukaryota, Viridiplantae, Streptophyta, Magnoliopsida, Solanales, Convolvulaceae.